This is a messenger RNA of Drosophila erecta, 1843 nucleotides long. Its product is annotated as integumentary mucin C.1. The record is from RefSeq and is a predicted model, not a curated record. Bases 298 to 1665 code for a protein of 455 amino acids. The transcript is spliced from 3 exons. NCBI's taxonomy places the organism in Eukaryota, Metazoa, Arthropoda, Insecta, Diptera, Drosophilidae.
UCAAACGCCUUAAAAGGCCGAGCCGGAGCUGCAAACGGUUUAGUUCCUCGCCGCAAACAAAACUAGUCACAACAACGUGGAGCGGAAGCCAGCAGCCCCAAAGUGAACCAGUUAACAGCCAGAGAUAUAGUCUGAGAAAGAGAGAGCUUUUGGAAUCAGGAGCAAGUUUGUCAGAGCCAAAGUGAACGUAGCUUUUGACGCGUUCGAACCACACUCGUUUGAUUCAUUGCCACCGAGCCACUGAACCGCCUCGCAUUCCGCACAUUCCGCACAAUACCAAAAAAAAAAUCCGCCGAAAUGUUGCGGACCUUUGCCAUUCUGCUGCUGAUCGUAGUUGCUGUAAACGCGAGAGCUGCUCCUCAGAAAACCACAGUUUCGCCGGACUAUGAAGCCACCGAGGAGGUGGAAUCCUCCACCUACAUGUCCGUGGAGGAGGGCACCAUCACGGUGGACGUCGACUCAGAUGUGAUAUUGACCACCAGUCCCGAGGGGGAGGCCUUCACCGAAGCCAGCCCGAUAGUUACGACGGAGGAGCCACUUCCGGAUUCCGUGGUGCAACAGCUGGAGAUGGAGCGCGCUCGGGAGGCACAGCUCAAAAAUCCCGAAGAGCCGGAAGCCGAACUCGAUUCUGAGUCGGAGGAGGAGGAUCAGACAACAUCAACAAAUACGGAACCACCAAAGUCUAAUAAUUCAGAGAGCACCACCAAGCGAAGCUUUAAGUUCGGAGCCACCACACUGCCACCGAGUUUCAUCAUAACCACGAGUGGCCUGGAGAUCACCACUGUUCUGCCACAGGAUCUAGCCACGACUCCUACUGCAGAGACCGAGGAAACCACCGUCAAGGAGGAGGUCAAAACCACCAGAAACUACUUCCAGCGGAAGCCCGCACAUAUGGAAGAAAUUGAACUGGACAUGGCGGAGAACCGCAUGGAAACGACCACAAAUGCACCACUCCAUGAGAACGUGGAGCUUUCCAUGAGUGUGACUACCGACGCCGCAUUGGUGGAGGAGGAUAACAAGCCCAGAAUUGAGACUGAUCAGGAGGAGUCGGUGGAAACCACGGUGGUGCCUGUUUACCAAUACGUUAGCAAUACAGCGCCCAUUGUCACGGAGCCGCAGCCCGAAUUUACUACGGUGGUGCCACAAGUAAAGGAAGAGGUGGCCACCACUGAGGUUGCGAUUGAGGAAACUACAGAACUGCCACUAGUUUCGUCCACCACUGAGGAGGAAACCACUGCACCAGCUCCUAGCACCACCACUUCAACCACCGAGACUGUUCUGGUCAGCACCAAGGUGGAAACAUUGCAGAAUGUCCAGCCAGAAACCACCACGAGUGCUUCGGACACCACAACCACUGAAGCUCCAACUACGACGAGUAUCACCACCACCACUGAAGCUCCAACUACGACGAGUAUCACCAGUACCACAGAAGCUCCAGCUACGACGAGUAGCACCAGCACCACCAGUGAUGAAACCACGACAAGUACCACCAGCACAACCAGUGCUCCAGCCACAACCACCAGCACCACCAGUGCUCCAAGCACAACCACCACCACAGAACGCCCCAUUCAGACGCGAGCUCCGCGUGUGGAGCGAAUCUUCAACUCGGACGGAGUGGAGGUGCUCUACGGAUACUCGUCGGUGGUGCGGACCAACCGCUCGUGAGUGGUCGACACCACACGACCUUGUCAAGGUUGGACAACUUGCCAUUAUGUGAAGAUUGAUGCUCGGGUUAUUUUAGGCAAUUUUCAAUUCUAAACGAGUUAUAAACAGAAAUAUUUAAAUUUUAUGCGACGGGCCGCACAGUGUGAUAAACCAAAAAAAAAAAGAAACAAAUAACAAU